AUCAAGAACGACGUGGAUAUAACGACGAUAUAACGACAUCUGUUUUGCGCGUUAUACAAUGCUACGUCUACACCGCGGCCGAAGUAAGCUCGCUCGUCUGUAAACACAAAUUAUAUUCGCAAUGUGAUCGCAAGCACUCGUCGACAGCAGGACUCCUCGCUUGUCGAAUAUAGCAAUUUUCUUUUCAUAAAUUUCUCUUCACGCACAGGAACUCUUCGUUCUUAGGAUAAUCUCUCGCUGACCUCCAUUCUGUUUGUUGUUUGUGAAACAAACAGAAGCCGGGGCUUCUCCGGCGACUGUCGCCACGGUGCAGCGUCGGAUCUCGCCUCCCGGGCCUCUCGCGGUGAUCGGUGACGUCUCAAGAUACGGCAGGCAUUAUAUUGACUCGCAUCGGUUUUCUCGACAGCAGUCGCGCGUAUUGUCUUUCGAAGUGACGACAUGGCAUCUGCAAUGAGCGAAACAUAUAAAACCAAUUCAACGGACAACUGUUACAAGACCCGCAGAAACAACGUUCCCAUAAUCCACGUCCGCGGCACCCACUACGAGAUCGGCUACGACAUCGGGCACACCUUCGCCGGAAUGAUUCAAAAUUUCGUGGACAUCUACUCGCCGCUCAAUGACACUUAUCUGCCGUUGUUCGCGACCGAGGAGGGCAGAAAGGUUUACGAAGAGACCCUCGACGUGGUGAAGAAGCAGUUCCCGCAGUACGUGAGGGAGAUUCAGGGCACAGCGGACGGUGCGAACGUACCGUUCAGUAAGCUGUUUCUGAUGCAUCUCGAUGAUAUUAUCUCGAAUGUCACCGGUAAAGCGCAGGAGACCGCGCUUCCAGUUGGCUGCACAACCAUCAUAUGCAAUCAACCGGGACAGGAGAUCCUGGGCCAUAACGAAGACGCUCUCAGCGAGACCAUGAACCACUGGUAUCUCGUGAGCGCCCACGUCGUCGAGGCCGGCCACAGAGAGGAGAAGUUCACAUCGCUGAGUUACGCCGGUUUCCUGCCGGGCUACACGAUGGGUUUCAACCACCACGGUCUCGUUUACAGCAUCAACACCCUCAGCGCCGCGGUCCUGCGAUCCGGCAAGACCCCGCGCUACUUCUUGGCGCGAGCGCUGCUGGGCGUGGAGAACUUUGUGCAGGCGCAGCAGGUCCUGAGGGACGAGGGUUGCGGUGCGGCGGAGGGCUUCUCGGUGAACAUGACGUUCCUCGCGCAAGAGGGAGACCGGAUGUUUCACAACGCCGAAGUGGGUCCGGUUGAAGCGGACGGCGUCCGGUCGCAGCUCAACAUCCUGACCGUCAGCCCUGGCGAGAACACGUCGCAUUGCAACAAGUAUUUGCGGCUGAAGGUGGCCGAAGCCGAAGGAUUGAUAAUACAAAGCAGCGUGAGAAGGAUGGAGGCGGUCUGCAAGCAUCCGCCAGCUGAGUGUCGUCAGGACGUGAUCGAUAUUCUCAGCGAUCAGACGGACAACGAAUUCAGGGUGUAUCAAGAGAUCGAUCGCAACGAUUACGUGAAAACGCUCGCCACAGGUAUUUUCGAUUGCAUCGAGAAAACAUGGUCCAUCUAUGCGGACAAGCCGCGAUGCAAUGAGCCGAUACUGGUGAUACCCAUAGAAUUAAGGGAUGCGCUGGCACGAUGCGCCAAAACGGAGAGAUAAUUCCCUCCCUCGCUUCUCAUCUCGACCGGAUUUCUCCUUGCAUCGCGCUUGCAUUCGGCGUGUCGUGCAGGCAACGGGAGUAUGUGAGAGAAACGAAUGUCAUGCGUAAUUAGAGACAACCAAGCCUAUGUGAAAUUGUCCUUUUGCCAACUAAUUGAAAGCGCAAAAAAGAAACAAAGAUUAGAAAAAGGAAUGACUAAUAUUCUGAUUAUUCACACGCAAGUUGACGUAACGCGACGCAACACGGUUGAGGAAGAUGAGCGAUUUAGUCGCUUAGAGAUCAGUCAGUUGAUGAGAAAGACGUCAACUUUUAAAACAUUUGGAGAUUGCGCCCUUGCGCUGCGUAGGAUAAGAAGAGUUCUCGUUAUGUUCUGUUAAGUAAUAAAUGAAAUUUUAUAUAAUUUAUUUUAAAUCCGAUAUUUCGAUCGGCACUUUGAAAUUUUUGCUGAUACGAAUAGCCGAAUAUAGAACACUGUCAGUAUUGUUUUUCGGUGUACAUUUGCUGAGAAUAAAAUUUCAUGAUACUUGUGAUUCAUGUGGUUUUCAAUAAAAGUUGACAAAAUAUAUAGCUCAUACAGGAAGAAGGAAGAGAGAAAGAGAGAAAGAGAGAGAGAGAGAGAGAGAGAAGAAAUAUUUGCUGCUGUAUUAUUUCGUAAUUUCAUCUUUAAUUUCCUGAUAUUUUUUCUUGGUGUGAGUACAUUAUUAUUUAAGUUUCUCUCGAAAUCGUCCAAUUGAUUAAUUCAAUAUAAAA
Molecule: messenger RNA, 2401 nt
Organism: Harpegnathos saltator (Jerdon's jumping ant)
Lineage: Eukaryota; Metazoa; Arthropoda; Insecta; Hymenoptera; Formicidae
Gene: tan
Product: C45 family peptidase tan
Exons: 8
Coding region: 439-1650 (403 amino acids)
Source: RefSeq, a predicted model, not a curated record